Molecule: messenger RNA, 3413 nt
Organism: Solea senegalensis (Senegalese sole)
Lineage: Eukaryota; Metazoa; Chordata; Actinopteri; Pleuronectiformes; Soleidae
Gene: dph6
Product: diphthamine biosynthesis 6
Exons: 15
Coding region: 107-2194 (695 amino acids)
Biological process (GO): protein histidyl modification to diphthamide
Molecular function (GO): diphthine-ammonia ligase activity
Source: RefSeq, a predicted model, not a curated record
UGUAGCUCUCACAUGUUUUUGUGUACAUGUACCGGCUCCUGAAGUCUGUUGCCACAUUUCUCUGUGUUUUUGGAAAUACUAGAUUAUUACACCGAAAAAUAAUAACAUGAAAGUGGUCGCUUUGAUAAGUGGGGGCAAAGACAGCUGCUACAACAUGAUGCAGUGUGUUGCUGCUGGGCACCGGAUCGUAGCUUUGGCUAACCUGCGUCCUGCUCGCUCAGAUGAACUGGACAGUUACAUGUACCAGACCGUGGGCCACCAGGCUGUAGAGCUGUAUGCUGAAGCCAUGGAUCUGCCUUUAUACAGACGGACCAUCCAAGGCUCCAGUCUAGACACCAGCAAAAACUAUAGUGAGACAAAAGGGGAUGAAGUGGAAGACCUGUAUGAGCUGCUGCAGCUUGUCAAGGAAAAGCAGGCUGUCGAGGGAGUGUCAGUAGGGGCCAUUCUCUCUGAUUACCAGAGGGUCCGUGUGGAAAAUGUAUGUUUGCGGCUAGGUUUGCAGCCCCUGGCCUACCUGUGGCGCCGGGACCAAGAGUCCUUGCUCUCUGAGAUGAUAUCAUCUGACCUCCAUGCUAUCCUCAUCAAAGUCGCAGCCUGUGGCCUGGAUCCAGAGAAGCACUUAGGAAAACCUCUGGCUGACAUGGAGCCCUAUCUGAAACAGCUCUCACAGAAGUAUGGAGUCCAUAUAUGUGGAGAAGGAGGUGAAUAUGAAACUUUCACCCUUGACUGUCCUCUCUUCAAAAAGAAGAUUGUUAUUGAUGCAGCAGAGACGGUGAUCCACUCAGCAGAUGCCUUUGCUCCAGUUGGCUACUUGCGCUUCACAGAGAUGCACACCGAGAAUAAAGACAGUGAUGCGGUGGCGAGAGCUUUGCCCCAUGGUAGUUGUCCUUGCCAGAAUGCCAUUGACAAGAUGACUGAGGAGGUGGAAUAUGCUGAUCAAGCUGAAGACAACAAGCAAGAAUUUACAUCAAGUGGUGACCUUAGUUGUCAGCAGGGCCACGAUCUCCCUCCGUCCUGCUCACCUAGAAGCUCCACGGGCUAUCAGUGGCUCAGUGGCAUCAAUGGCCUACAGAGCCAAGUCCCUGGAGUCCAAGGCCAAACGUCCGCAGCUUUCACAGAGUUGCAAAGUCAGUUGGACAGCAGAGGUUGGACGAUGAAGGACAUUAUCCUAGUCCACCUGUAUGUAAGCAGUAUGGAAGACUUUGGUCCAGUCAACACUGUUUAUAAAAAACACUUUGGCAUAAACCCUCCCGCAAGGGUGUGUGUCCAGGCCACUUUGCCUGCCGGUCUGCUGCUGCAGAUGGACUGUCUACUCCAUGACUGGACUGAGCCCCCACAGGAAGGCUGCUUCCACCAGAGAGAGGCCAUGCAUGUCCAGAGCCUGUCCCACUGGGCCCCGGCCAACAUUGGGCCUUACAGCCAGAGCGUCAGGGUUAAUGAGUCGGUUUUCUGUGCGGGCCAAAUUGCUUUGGUCCCAUGCACCCUGCAGUUGGUGAAGGCAGGCACCAGGACGCAGGCCCGCGUGUCCUUCAGCCACGUGAAGAAGGUCCUGGAGGCUGUGAUCAGUGGCUUGACUGUGGCUCAUGUUCUCCAGGCUCACUGCUACGCCACAAAACACCAAGACAUCCCAGUCAUCAGAGCCGUCUGGCAGAGCAUGCUGAGGGAGGACGAGGAAGAGGAGGACUUGCUUUGGGAGCCCGAGAUGAAAUCUGCUCCAUUACUGGUCGUCGUCGUGCCUGCCUUGCCAAAGGGUGCAGAUGUUGAGCUUCAUGUCGCGGCAAUUCGGGACGAUCACACCAAAAGGACUUCCUGUCACACGGCCGCACAAGCGGCAUGCGGAUCCAUUGAGUGCUACACUGUGAUGUCCGCCGACAGGUGCAGUGCUUCCCUUUCUCUUUCCCUGACUGUAACUCGAGGUAACCUGGAGGUGGAGGACGAGGACGCGAAGGACGCAACGGAGGCGGUUGCCGUUACAUUCCAAAAGGCCCUGGCGAAGAUGGACGCCGGGCUGGUGCCACUGUGUUCACGGGUGUUUUACAAGUGUGGCCACUCGCUGGCACAGCAAAUUGUUGAAGGACUUGAAGAAAGUUUAAGGAGCUCUCUGGAAGAGUCCAGUCCAUCUGUGGCCCUGGUUCCAGUCCUGGACUUGCCUGAUUCGCAGAUCAUCCACCUGUCUUGCUGGCUCAGUUUAUAAAAAAAAAAAACACAGCCAGUUUCAACAACCACUCUCCAGUCCUCAACAGCACUGGAAUUCAGUGGGGCUUUUCUGGAGGAGCCAACACCUCGCGACUUUACAACGGGACAUCAGUGACUGUGGAAAAGGAAAGACGGUAUAACCGCUCAUUAAUGUUUGUCACCGCUGAUUGUUGAAAUGCAAAUGCUUUGUCUGUCUCCAAGUGGCUUCUAUCGUGCGUCGGGUGGAGGAUGUGUUUAUUCCACUUCACACCCCAGAACUUUGGCCAGUAAUCCACUGUGUCCUCCAGUGGAGUUGUAGACUGCAGCAGCUGUUAUUCUGCCUUGGAGAGGAGUCUUGUGGAACUGCUAUAACCUAAGCCUGCAUACCAGAAGACAAGAGGCCAUAGUCUACAAAAGGAGACAGUAGCAGUGUCUCAUUCCAUGAGGUGAUAAACUAUAUCCCCCUGAAUCCCACUGUUUCUGGUGGAAUCUCUCUUAGCACGCUAACUAACACCCCUCAUAAAGGCCCAGUGCCACCACUGACACCAUCUGUUCAGUUGUAAACUUAUAGAUUUACCGUGUGACUGGUUGUGUGCCUGUGUGAUGAGAAGGACUGUUUCUUACGCUCAUGGUCCAAGGGAUUCAAGACGUGUUAUUAUUGUGUAAUAGGCAAUCAGCACCAAGCACCUGAAAAGAUUAAGCCUCUUUAUGUUUUGUAUUGAUUCUAAGGCAACCUGGUUAAUAGGAGAGAGACGCUGCCACACACAGCCGCAGGGCAGGUGUGUGUGUGUGUGUGUGUGUGUGUGUCAAUGUGACGAUGUAUGAAGAAAAUAACACUAUUAACCAUUGCUCCUGGAACAUUUCUUUUCUCAAAGAUCAUGAACUAUAUUGAUGACUGAGUUGGAAAGCAUCUUCACUCUGGCAAUUCUCUUCAUCGUGCUUGUGAUGGCAGGAGGACAGAGUGGGCUAUUGAUCUUCACCCGCCAAUGUUGUUUUGAUUGUUGUUAUCAAAAAUUGAACAAUGGAGACAGCCAAUAGAGCCCUAAGAUGUUUAUUGUAGGUUGAAAAAACACAAACAAGCAAUUAUUUACGAGCGCAAACAAGCCGCUGCCCCAUAAAAUAUACAAGAGAGUGUGUUAAUGUUCACGUUUAGUUUGCACCAGAGGUAAUCAUAAAUUCCACAACAAUUAUUAGUUUGUAUUGCAGUUAUUACAAUAAAUGUGAAUUUGUGCAUUUUC